AACUCCCUCUAUUGCUAUUGUUUCACCCUUUGCUUUGUUUUGGCAUUGCUUUUUGACUUCUUAUGAUCAGAAAAUAAAAAGCAAAAAAGCAAAAAAAGAAAAAAACUUUUUUUCCUUGAAACUACAGGGCUAUGAGCUUCUUUAUUAGCUUUUGAGGUUGUGAAUGAUAAAGGGUCUUUGUUAGAUUCGGAUUCUUGUGGUGAAUUUUCAUCCUGAGCUUUUUGACAUUGACUCUGUUGAAGGUUUUUGUUUCCUUGGAACGUUGUUACAUAGAUUCGCACAUCAUGCGGGCACCAUCAUUGCUUGCGCAGUGUUUGCCUGGGUUGGUGCCCAAUGUCAAAGGAAGUCACAGCUUGACCUCCAUUUCAGAGAGAGAUUUACAUCUCCCUUCACCAGCUGUUGAGAUUCUCCCUUCAAAGACAGCUCACCCGUACAAGUAUGCUGGGGAGAAUGUUGACCUCCAAGGACUCCAUGUUUUCAAGGGAAGAGUUAGCGUUGCUGAUAUCAUUGGGUUUAAUGGUUCAGAAAUGAUAUGUACAAAACCUGAUGGGUAUCUAAAAUCCUGGGAUAGCUCUAUUGAUCUUGUUAAUGUCCUUAAGCAUGAGAUUCGUGAUGGGCAAUUGAGUUUUCGAGGUAAAAGAGUACUUGAGCUGGGUAGCAGCUAUGGACUGCCCGGGAUUUUUGCUUGCUUGAAGGGAGCUUGCACGGUGCAUUUUCAAGACCUUAAUGCAGAAACUAUAAGAUGCACAACAAUACCUAAUGUCCUUGCCAAUCUUGAGCAAGCUCGAGAGAGGCAGAGCCGACAGCCUGAGAGUCCCCUUACUCCAUCGAGACAAACUCUGGCUCCUUCAGUGCACUUUUAUGCCGGUGACUGGGAAGAACUUCCCACAGUUCUAUCUGUUGUGAGGAAUGAUGGGUUUGAAGUGACAACAGGUAUGAGCCAGAGCUUUUCUGAGGAGGAUUUUAUGGAGGGAUGUAGUAGCCAAGAUGGUAGCAUCAUGGGACAAGAAUCUUCCUUGAGGCGAUCAAGGAAGCUCUCAGGAAGCCGAGCGUGGGAGAGGGCCAGCGAGACAGAUCAGGGGGAAGGCGGAUAUGAUAUUAUUUUGAUGACGGAAAUUCCUUACUCAUUAACCUCAUUGAGGAAGAUUUAUUCACUCAUAAAAAAGUGUUUGAGGCCUCCAUAUGGGAUAGCAUACCUGGCCACAAAGAAGAAUUAUGUUGGUUUCAACAGCGGAACUCGGCAUCUCAGAAAUCUGGUAGAUGAAGAAGGCAUUUUUGGAGCACACUUAGUGAAGGAGAUCGGAGAAAGAGAUAUUUGGAAAUUUUUUCUCAAGUGAAAGCAAGUAUAGAAAUCGUCAUCAAAUUUACUAAUAAAUUCUAUUACAAGAUUGCCAUUCGAUAUAAUAUAAAUAUUUUUUUUUAAUCUUUUUGUAUGAUAGAAAAUCACAGCUACCCCAAUUCCCCUUUUUUUCUUUUUUUGUACUUUUUCGCUUUGCAGUUUGUAAUGGAGUGAAACCUUAAGGUGUAUUAUUUUUUGAACAGAUAAGCCUAAAGGUAUACUGCCAUGCCUUGGUGUCAUAUCUUUCCCUUUUGCUCAUUUGAUUUUACAUUUUUUGAUUUACUGUAAAUCAAAAACUUUGUUAAUUCAGCAUUGAAAUUAAUGCUCUGAGAGAUUUUUUUUGUUGUUCAGAUUUACUUUGCUUUCU
This is a messenger RNA of Ziziphus jujuba (common jujube), 1706 nucleotides long. RefSeq lists its product as uncharacterized. The transcript is spliced from 8 exons. The record is from RefSeq and is a predicted model, not a curated record. Bases 285 to 1337 code for a protein of 350 amino acids. Lineage: Eukaryota; Viridiplantae; Streptophyta; Magnoliopsida; Rosales; Rhamnaceae.